CGACGAGGAUGCUUUUUAUAGCGACAACAACAGCGUUGAUUGCCAUCGAUGUUUGAUUUACGCACACAGGCGCGCGUGCCACGUGACAGCCACUUAUCGGAGCAGUGUCGGCUGUCAGGUCUAGUCUCUGCUCGCGAGUCGUAGUAACGCGAGGACGACGGAUGCGACAACGUAGACGCGGAAAUGGAGCCGGGCACGCUGGCGAGGGUGCUGCACGACUUCCUUACCACCGUCGACGGCGAGCUGAGUCUCUCCAAAGGGAAUUAUUUCCUGAUACAUGAGAUCAUAGACAAGCACUGGUGCUUCGGUCAGUCUCAAGAUAGAGUCGGCAAAUUCCCCCUGAGCCAUUUACACAAAACUGAGGUCCCUCAGCUUGGCGAUACAGAAAGGUUGUUUGUUGCUGUAGCUGACUUUGUUGGGCAGGAAAGAGACGACUUAUGUUUUGCACAAGGAGAGCUCGUAAUCGGAACAAGGGACAUAGGUUCAGGAUGGUGCGUUGGCAGGACAGCUUCCAGGAAUGGCAUUUUUCCAAUGACGCACACAUGGGAGCUCGAUACGACACUGAUAAAAAAAACAAUGAAGAAGUCGAUAAAGAGAAGAGCCAGGGUGAAAACGACGUUAAAGGCGCAGCUCGACGAGGAGUUGGACCUCACCGCCGGUGAGACAGUCAUUGUCACGGAGAUUCUUGAUGACGGCUGGUGUCGCGGGAUCAAAGAGGACGGCAGGGAAGGUACAUUUCCGGAAACAUUCGUAUCUUACACGGAUGCGGGUGAGGAUACGACCGAUCAGGCACAAGUGGCACAGCUGAUGGGGGACUCGAGCACCGUGGCGAACAACUUUGCACCUUCCUCGAGACCCUACAGUAACGUAGCUUACGAAGCUUCCAAUGAAACCGCUCGCGCGAACUCUUACGUGAACGUGCCCGACGAGCCUGCUCCAAGUUACUUCGACCUGUUCCCGGAGGCCUCGGCGUCGACCGGCGACACGCAGCGCACCGCUCACGCGAAUUCCGUCGACGUCAAACCGUAUGCCAUAACGUUGUACCCGUUCAACGCGCAGUUCCCGAACGAGUUGAGUUUCGGAGCGGGAGAGGUGGUUCAUCUCGUCAGGCACAUCGAUUCCGAGUGGAUAGAAGGCACGAUCGACGCUGCGAAAGGCAUCUUCCCAUCGUCUUACGUCAACAUCAUAGUCGAUUGCGUGGAAGCCGGGCAAGAUCAAGCGCAUUCCGAGCUGAACGUUCCCGCGAAGAAGGAUGCGGAUGCGCUGGACGCGGGCGCUAUCGUGAACGUGCGGUUUACUUUCGACGCGCAGAUGGACGGCGACCUAAGUGUCCAGGAAGGCGAGAUUCUUACCGUUGUCGAGAUGGCCAAUGAGGAUUGGGUAAACGUGAAGAAUAAGAGCGGCCGGAUCGGCUUGUGUCCGCGAGAGUACUUGAGCGUAACGUCCGUACAGCCGUCGGACAAUCUGCAGGAAUCGAACUUGGAAGACUUCGAGGAUUUUGUGCUGAUUAGGCACAAGGAGACGGGCGCGACCACGAACGAAGAGCAGAAGCCGAAGCGGAUGUCGCAGCCUCACAGGCCGGCGCCGCCGGCUCCGGCUCCGGGCAGGACGCCGUUGCAGAAGGAAGUUGUCGCGAACGGAGAAGUACCUGUCCAAGUGGAGGGUCGGGAUAAUGAAUCUGCAAUCAGCAGCGCGGCCGAUACGCGACAAAAACGUGCGGACCAACGGCAAAAUGUGAUAUCCGAGUUAGUCAUAACGGAGAAGGAGUACGUGCGCGACCUGAAAUUAACAUACGAGACGUUCAAUCUACACGAUCCGAGCUUCCUCGAGUCAAAGGGCAUCGACGUCGUCACGUUGUUCGGGAAUAUCUUUGACGUUAUUCAAGUCGCCGAGGAAUUACUGGACAUAAUUUUGAGAGCCAUGAAGGGUUGCGACGAGAGCUCGCAAACGAUUGGGCCCUGCUUCGUGGAAAUGGCUGAGAAACUGAAAAGUGUUUACGUCAAGUACUGCGGAAAUCAUGAGGCAGCGUUAGCUUUGCUGAAAAAGUACGAAAAUGAUGAAAGUAUCAUGAAAGAAUUUAACAAGGGAAUCGAAAGGCUACGCCGUCAAGUUGCCUGCUUCGACAUGAGCUCCAUUCUGAUAAAGCCAGUUCAAAGAAUCCUAAAGUAUCCGCUUAUGUUGUACGAAUUAAUAAAAUGCACGGAAGAUGAUCACCCGGAUAAAGCAGCUAUAGAAGAGGCAUGGCAGGCGAUGACGAACGUGGCCAGUUACAUCAACGAGUACAAACGCAGGAGAGAUAUCGUGUCGAAAUAUUUAGAGAAUGAUAACACCCUAAUCAGCAAGAUGUCGAAAUUUAACAUGCAUUCCGUGGCCAAAAUGUCCAUGAGGCUGAGCACGAGACUGUCGGCGAGUCUCGGGCUGACGAAUGUCGCGAGCGAUACCGAGUUCGAGGAGCUCGAGAAGCAGUUCCGUGCCAUGGAGAAGUGCACGUGGCAGUUGGCGAAGGAUGUCGAACAAUGUAUCGCGCAUUUGAGCGACGAGGCGAUAUCCGGUGAAGUAAUAUCCGAAUUCCUCGUCAACUAUUAUCAGGGUAACCCAACUGCCGAGGUGAAAAAAUUGGGAAACAUAAGGUCCGUAAUUUGGUCGCAGUACAUGCAGGACUUUAAGUCGUGCGUCGAUAAGAGAAUCAGCGCGCCGUUGCAUUUUCUUGCGACGCUGCUGGAAGGCCCAGCGGUAUUGGUAGCGAAGAGGCACGAUAAAUUGCUGGAUUAUGACGCCGCCAUUUCUAAGAGUGAGAAAUACAAAGACUCAAGAAUUGUGCAGGAAGAGUUAUUUACCGCCAAGAGUAAUUACGAAGCCCUGAAUCAGCAGUUGUUGGAGGAGCUGCCUAUACUGCUGGACGCGACGACGAAUAUCUUAGUUAAAUGCAUCACUUCGUUCGCGAGCGCGAGAAAAUUGCUGAACGGAAAAAUCACCAAGCAAUAUCUAACGCUGUGCGAGGCAUCGCCGCAUCUAUCGUCGCAGGACGUGCUCGAGUCAUUUCUCGUGAAUCAUAAUCUAGUCUGGAAUCAACUAACGCGUUUCGCGUUUGUUGGCACGAAUCCUCGAACGGAGGAAAGCCAGUCGCAGCCGUGCACACAGACCGGAGAACAGAAAUCUUCGCUGAGGAGAAAGUACACGGAGGAUAAAUUGUACGUGGUGAUCGAGGACGUUGCCAGCACCUCCGCACUGGACGUGACCGCUGCGAGGGAUACGCUGAUCGCGGUCAUAAAGAAACAGGACCCGAUGGGAGACACGACCAGGUGGUACGUCGACACUGGAGCCACUCAAGGAUUUUUGCCGUCGCAAAAAUUGAGGCCGGCGCAGCGACAGAAUCAGCACCACGAUCAACCAGCGUCGGAGUCUGCCUCCGUCGCCGGCGGAAAGAGCUCCAGCCCUCCGAAUUUGAUGUCGCUGGAUUCUCCUGAGAGGGAGGUCAAGCGGGAGGGGUCACAUCUGAAUGACUUGCUCUCGUUAGACGCGAAUCAGGCGCCGAGAGUGAGCCAUUACGGCAACGUCUCGGAGAUGCCGAGAGUUCAGGUGUACCAAAACAUACACAGCGAAUUUUACUAUGCGAUGUACGAUUUUGCUGGAAACAUGCCCGGGACAUUAGCCAUUAAUAACGGCCAGGCCCUGAGGCUGCUUAAACCUCAUGACGAGAAAGGAAACGACGAAUGGUGGCUCGUGGAAAAUCGUGACGGUAAGCAAGGCUACGUUCCGCGGGAUUAUCUGAAUUUGCCUGCUAAAUCAAAAUAAUGAUGAUGGAAUCCAAUCGAGUUAAGGCAUAAAUUUAUAUUUAUAUGCAACUUUACCGUAAGAUCGUAAAUCAUAUUCGAUUUUAUUUACAAUUAUCCUGUAAGAGAGGGUAUGGCAGCUUUACAUUAUUAAGAAAACUUAUUGAGCUCAUUAUUUAGCUAAAAUGUUACAAGAAGCUUUAGCUCAUUCUGAAGUUUAAAGAUCUAAAAAAAGAGAUUAAAUCCGAUCAGAAAGUAUUUGAAUAUAACUUCCUUAAAAUCUGUUGUUAGUAUUUAAUUUACACUUGAUAUUUAUAUAAUUAUUCUUCAAGAUUUUUAUAUACGUACAUCGGUGUCGAGUUGUUAUAUACUUGUAUAAUUGUACAUAGCGUUUUAUCGAGAAUAACAUAUUUUUGCUGUGAUGAUCGUAUCUCCAAUUGUACAGAAUUAAGACUUGAUAUUAUAGUAUGGCAACUAUGUUCUUGCUUAACAAAUGGCUGCUAGAAUGCCUUUUUGUUAGAAGAAAUAAUAUAUACUACAAGCCUAUCAGAUAUACGUUUAUGAUCAAAUUUUUCUAUUUUAUUACAUUACAUUACUUUCAUACCCUUUUUACACAAUUAUACUGAUAUUUGUAUAGAUCUUUUAGUUGUAAUGUUUAAUGUAUAUACUGUUAGAUUUUUCAAAAAUCAUGUACGUCGCUUCGCUUUACGAAGAUAAAUAUUUGUAAUAAAGAUAUUAAUAAAUUCAUCGCGCGAA
Molecule: messenger RNA, 4529 nt
Organism: Ooceraea biroi (clonal raider ant)
Lineage: Eukaryota; Metazoa; Arthropoda; Insecta; Hymenoptera; Formicidae
Product: dynamin-binding protein
Biological process (GO): intracellular signal transduction
Cellular component (GO): cytoplasm
Molecular function (GO): protein binding; guanyl-nucleotide exchange factor activity
Source: RefSeq, a predicted model, not a curated record